This is a messenger RNA of Parnassius apollo (apollo), 1389 nucleotides long. The record is from the annotation of a GenBank genome assembly. Lineage: Eukaryota; Metazoa; Arthropoda; Insecta; Lepidoptera; Papilionidae.
AUGGAUGUUAAUGUCGAUGACGAUGACAUACAAAAAGUAAUACGCCAACAGAAGGAACUUGAAACAUACAGACCUAAGACUCAACCAGAGACAGUGAUAAUUUCAGACUCGGACUCGAGUGUGACGGAUCAUAUAGAUUUGUUCGAUGAAAAUUACCCUGUACCAUUCUCAGUAAUUUAUGGUUUACCAAUUUCAUUUCGCAAUUUCGCAUUUCACUUUCUGAGGUCACAUAAUUGGAGAAAUAUGCAGAUUUUUGUGAAAACUUUAACUGGGAAGACUAUUACGUUAGAAGUCGAACCCUCCGAUACCAUUGAAAAUGUUAAAGCGAAAAUACAGGAUAAAGAAGGCAUUCCUCCAGAUCAGCAGAGACUGAUUUUUGCAGGAAAGCAGUUGGAAGAUGGUCGUACCCUUUCAGAUUAUAAUAUUCAAAAAGAAUCUACACUUCAUCUUGUAUUACGUCUGCGUGGUGGGAUGCAAAUUUUCGUGAAGACACUUACUGGUAAAACAAUUACACUAGAAGUUGAGCCUGCUGAUACCAUUGAAAAUGUAAAAGCUAAAAUACAGGAUAAGGAGGGUAUUCCCCCAGACCAGCAGAGACUCAUAUUUGCUGGUAAACAACUUGAAGAUGGUCGAACUUUGUCAGACUAUAAUAUCCAGAAAGAAUCUACUUUGCACCUUGUCUUGCGUCUCAGGGGUGGGAUGCAAAUAUUUGUUAAGACACUAACUGGAAAAACAAUUACCUUGGAAGUGGAACCAUCAGAUACCAUAGAGAAUGUUAAAGCUAAGAUUCAAGAUAAGGAAGGCAUCCCGCCAGACCAACAGCGUCUCAUCUUUGCUGGUAAGCAAUUAGAGGAUGGACGCACUCUUUCAGAUUACAAUAUUCAAAAAGAGUCCACACUGCAUCUUGUACUGCGUCUCAGGGGUGGGAUGCAAAUAUUUGUUAAGACACUAACUGGAAAAACAAUCACCUUGGAAGUGGAACCAUCAGAUACCAUAGAGAAUGUUAAAGCCAAGAUUCAAGACAAGGAGGGCAUCCCGCCUGAUCAGCAACGUCUCAUCUUUGCUGGUAAGCAGUUAGAGGAUGGUCGUACCUUAUCUGACUACAACAUCCAAAAAGAGUCCACUCUUCAUCUUGUACUACGUCUCAGGGGUGGGAUGCAAAUAUUUGUUAAGACACUAACUGGAAAAACAAUCACCUUGGAAGUGGAACCAUCAGAUACCAUAGAGAAUGUUAAAGCUAAGAUUCAAGAUAAGGAAGGCAUCCCGCCAGACCAACAGCGUCUCAUCUUUGCUGGUAAGCAAUUGGAGGAUGGUCGUACUCUUUCAGAUUAUAAUAUACAAAAGGAAUCAACUUUGCAUUUGGUUCUUCGUCUUCGUGGUGGCAAUUAA